UAAACAGCCGCGCUCAUCGUCCGUUAGUUUGGGUCUUCAGGCCCGAAUAUUACAGGAGACUGUAGCGGGACAAGGGAAGGUUAAAGGCCGGUUCUGAAGCUGCGCUCACUCCGUACUUUGUCGGUGUACUCAUCGAUUCCCUGCAGCGACCACUUGACUGGCAUUUGUGUCACGCCUCAGUGUCACCAUGGGCUCCUCCAGCACUUCUGCCGCUCUGCUGUGUCUGCUGGUGGGAACAGUGGCUGCCGUUCAGGUCCCACACACAGUGUUUCUGGAUAAGCAGCAGGCGAGCGCGGUGAUCUCACGUCAGAAGAGGGCCGUCGAUGACAGUAACCCUUCCCGGUAUUCCAACCUGGAGCAGGCCUGCAUGGAGAGGGUGUGCUCUUAUGAUGAAGCCAGAAAGUUCUUCGGCGACACAUACCGCACGGACAUCUUCUGGUCGGUCUACGUUGACGGAGACCAGUGUGCGGAGAAACCCUGCAAGAAUGGAGCACUCUGUUCGGACAGCGUGGGAGGAUACGACUGUGUCUGCAAGGCGGGUUUCACAGGGGUCCACUGUGAAAAUGACCAGACACUGUGCACCCUGGAAAAGAACAAGGGCUGCUCUCAGUUCUGUAAACCAAGCUACAUGUCCUAUCAGUGCUCCUGUGCCCGUGGAUGGAAGCUCAGCAGAGACAGAAACAAGUGUGAGCCUGCAGUCAGUUAUGCCUGUGGUAAAGUGAGCUCUCUGCGUCAGUGGGAUGACAGACAGCAACUCAACCAGAAAAGAAACUAUGAGGGACUCAGCUGUAUGUCUUCAGAGUGUCCCUGGCAGGCUCUUCUAAAGACUUCAGAUUCAGCAGGUUUCUGCAGUGGAGUCAUUCUGAAGGAGAACCUGGUUUUGACCUCAGCUCAGUGUGGCAAAAAACACACUAACUUCCAAGUGGCUGUUGGCAAGGUCAGAACCGACAAUGAAGAGGGAGAGCAGACGCUGCAUGUAGAAUUAGUCCACGUCCACCCGCGCUAUGUGGAGGGCCGCCCUGAAAAUGACCUGGCCGUGGUCCAGCUCCGUGAUCGCAUCGUCUUUAAGAAGGGUGUGAUCGCCGCCUGUCUCCCGGAAAGAGACUUUGCAGAGCGUGUCUUGAUGACAGGACAGAGUCCCGCUGUGAUCACCGGCUGGAAAGAAUCCAAACAAGAAGUAUCUGCUCUCCAGGGCCCACUCACUCUUAACCACCUGGCAUACAAGCAACUACCUCAGUGUGUGGAGACUCACCCCAACCUGAUUACCAAUAAAAUGGGCUGCACUGUUCCUCAAACUAAUGCUGACUGUACCAUGAGCCCUGGAAGCCCCCUGCUCACCUUACACAGGGAGGUGUUCUUUCUCACUGGGGUGGUGAGCCAGCCGCCCGGGGCUGAGUGCAGCAAGGGUUACAUCUUCCAGAAAGUGUCACGCUACAGUGGCUGGCUGAAGUCUCUCAUGGGCACCCGCUAAGCGUGAGUCAGUCAGUAGCUUUUUGGUUUACAUAUAUAGGAUAUUGCAGCUGAUAAUAUAUCAUAAAAAAAGUUCAGGUGAAUAUCUCCAUGUGUGCACCUGUUGCUCAAUCUGCUUAUUAGUGUUUCCUUUUAUUGUCUUGUGAUAAUACCCAUUUCCCAAUUAACCUGUGGCUAAGCCCCGCCCUCAAACCACUUCUGAACGUGGUUUAUGUGAUCAGAUCUGAGGACACAUCCAGGACAUGUCUUAUAUAGGGUCAAAGAUGACGCUGCUAUCUUGCUAAAGUUAACUAACUGCACUGAUGCCAACGUUAGUGUCGACAGGGAUGUAUCAUUAGCUCAGAAACUGCACACUGCUCAUCAUGACGACGUCUUUUAAAACACUUUCAUAACACACCGGGUCAUAGACGACAUCCAGUUCUAUCAACAUGAAAAUGCCUCCAUAAAGCAUGUUCAGCUCAAACACAAACAACUGAAUCAUCAUAUCGUUAGAAACGCCUGCACUUAUACACAAGCAAAUGAUCUAGACAAGUAGACCACUAAGCUCCAUCCAAGCUAUAGCCUAAUAAGAUAAGAUAAUCCUUUAAUAGUCCUACACUGGGACAAGACAACAUCCACUCGUCGUACAUAAAUUAUGUCCCACUUUUUUCCCCCUCACUUUUGUCACCAUUUUAAUUGUGGCCUGUUUGUCUGAGUGAACUAAGGGGGCGGGGUUUAGUGGAAGCUCAGUUGUUAGAAUUAUGGUAACAACAUCCACUGCUUUCCAUGGACAUCCUCAUUUAUCCACAAGGUGGCUCUCUGUGAACAUAAACACUGAAUGUGACUGCAUGAGCGUCAAACCGCAGGGACAAGCACAGCAGCAUGAGACUGAGUGAAUUAUUCAGCGUAUGUUUUGUGAUGUAGAAAUACCUAAUAACCUUUAAGUCAUGUUGGUUUUUUUGUGACUACUGUACUGGGUGACAUGCUCCUUGUAACAUUCCUGGUGAUCACUACUCUCUGAAUGUAAUAAAAACCCAACACCA
This is a messenger RNA of Solea senegalensis (Senegalese sole), 2492 nucleotides long. It is a transcript of the gene proza, whose product is annotated as protein Z, vitamin K-dependent plasma glycoprotein a. Gene Ontology annotation, cellular component: extracellular region. Gene Ontology annotation, molecular function: serine-type endopeptidase activity; calcium ion binding. The coding region runs from base 188 to 1471 and encodes 427 amino acids. The transcript is spliced from 9 exons. Lineage: Eukaryota; Metazoa; Chordata; Actinopteri; Pleuronectiformes; Soleidae. Gene Ontology annotation, biological process: blood coagulation; proteolysis. The record is from RefSeq and is a predicted model, not a curated record.